Messenger RNA from Liolophura sinensis, 2856 nucleotides. RefSeq names its product signal transducer and activator of transcription 1-alpha/beta-like. The coding region runs from base 1 to 2856 and encodes 951 amino acids. The transcript is spliced from 18 exons. Lineage: Eukaryota; Metazoa; Mollusca; Polyplacophora; Chitonida; Chitonidae. Gene Ontology annotation, biological process: signal transduction; regulation of DNA-templated transcription. Gene Ontology annotation, molecular function: DNA binding; DNA-binding transcription factor activity. The record is from RefSeq and is a predicted model, not a curated record.
AUGGCUGUCAAUUUUUAUGUUUUACCAAGGGAGGUAACUCUAGCCCUUUCCAUCGUUUUUCAGAUGGAAUUGAGUCAGAUUGAAGAACUGUACCGUGCUGGUGGGGAGUGGAGCAUACAGCUGAACCGUAUCCACUCAGAGUUGAGCCCAUGGGUCAGAUGGCACUGCGAUUCAUGGAUGAAAGACCAGAGGCUGAGAGAGGUGCUGGGAAAUGCUCAGGCGGAGGCCCAAACUGACUCCGAUGUUGAAAGGUACGCUGAGCAAUUGUACGACAAACUUUUGAAGAUGUGUGAUGAAAAACUAAACGAAGAGCCAGACCCCAAGGAAAGAGAACAAGUCCGUAAAAAUAUCUUUCAAAACAUACAGGAGAGAUUUAAAACUACACCUCUGAAGCUGAUUGAAGAAGCUGUGAACUGUCUUGAGCAGGAGGGAUUAUUGUGGCAAAACUAUCAAAGCCAUCAGAUCUAUGAUCGCCAUAUGCAAGAUGAGAGCAGUUCUGAUUCGAGCAUCGCACUGGAAAGUGUAUUGGACACCAAAAUGGACACCAAAUUGUUGCAGGCCAUCCAAACUGCUUUGUCUCCUACUCCAGUUUCAGACGGAGAAAACUUAAAUCUAAAAAUAGUGCACCUGAAAAGCCGAGUAGACAAAGUAGGAGAGGCACUCAAUAAAGUGAAGGCAAAAGAGCAGAACUAUAAAACAGAUAUGCCUUUUAUAUUAAAAACGCUGUCACAGAUAAAACAGUUGAAGGCACAAGCCACAACAUUGCCAGAUGAAACAUUGUUAAAGUUCCAACAGAUUGAAAAUGCUCACACAAAGCUGACCACUGAACUGAAGGAAAGUCGUGAGUCUUUCCUUAAAGCCCUGCAAGAAACCCGACACAAGAUUGAUGAGGUAUUUACCUUGUUGUUGAAAGAGAUAUCAGACUGGAAAGAGCACCAGAAGAUGUUUUACCUCAAGCUUGAAGAUGAACCCAUUACAGAGUUGCAAAACUUAAGCCGAUGGUCUACGGUACAGACAGUUCAACCCCCUUACAUCAUCCAGGUGACCAGCACUAAAUCUUCACCAGGCACCAGCCGCUCAUUUACUGCAAAGCUGAGGGUACUGGCCCUAGAAAAGGUGUCCCUGGCUAUCAGUGAAGAAAUCCAGGUGCAGUUACUGUCUGAAGCAGAGCUGAACCAUGAACCAAGUACGAAGAAAAUUUCUUUAGAACUACACAACGGAGUAUCUUACCUAGAGAAGAAAAAGUCUGGAAUAUACGACUUGGUAGAGGCAUCGUUCGAAUCGCUGCAAGUGCGUAAAUUCAAGCGACCCAAAAGGGCCAGAAAAGCAGCUGCCGUCGGACCUGAUCAGCUGUUUGUUUGUGAGCAGAAGUUCAGGUUGGUGUUCACAGGCAAUUUCCUAGUUCCUGGCUCCAUGGACAGUAUUUCUCUUCGGUCUGUGUCCCUGCCUGUGACUAUCACCACAAACUCCAGUCAAGAAAGUGAUUGUUCUGCAGCUCAGCUCUGGCAAUGCUGGAACACACCUGCAGAUAAUGACACAGGUCCGUAUCCAUGGCCGGAUAAUGCCUCGUGGCCCAGAGUGUCUGAGAUGUUAAACACGAAGAUGAAGAUAGACACAGGACGAGCUCUGCCCACAGAACAGCUGCAAUACCUCGCAGAUCAGCUCAAUGGGGGACCUCCCAAUGACUCCUGUUAUGAAAACCUUAAUAUUUCCUGGAGUCAGUUUGCAAAGGAGAAGAUGGAAGGUAAAGACUUCUCCUUCUGGCGAUGGUUCCAUGCUAAUGUGAACCUCUUAAAAUUUCAUACCAAGCAUGAAUGGGUUGAUGGACGUAUUUAUGGUUUCGUGUCGAAAAGCAAAGCCAAAGAUCUUCUUCGUGCUCACAAACCUGGAACUUUCCUCUUGAGAAUCAGCGAAUCAAAAAUCAGCGAAACAGGGCCCAAUAUCACUGGUGCUCUCAGUCCAGUGGUUGUGUCCACUAAGAAGAAGAAUGGGAAGACCAUGAAAGGAGUGGACCAGAUCGCACCGUAUACGGUGAGGGAGCUGGGACUCCAUGGUAACCUAGGCAAGGUGCUGGCCUGUACCGAUGCAGAAACCAAGUGGCUCUAUCCAGAUAUGAUACCACUAGAGGAAGCCUUCAAAGACUAUAUGUCCAACAAAGAACUUCGACACGACGACAAAAACGACGGUUAUAACACAUACGUUGGGCGCACCAUUCAUUUCAAACUGGAUAAUCUGUCAAUUUCUGACGAUGUGGACGAGGACUGCGAUGAGGAGGAUGAAAUUGGGAUGGAAGAAGAAAAUGAAUGGAGCGGGCAGUGGAGUUGCUACACAGACGCCUCUGCCAUGACUCCCCUGUCAGAGGCGACAGUUGUGAGUCCUUCGUCAGUUGAUCAGAUGCAUACGCCGUUUUCGCCGGAAGUCAACAGCCCUCCUGUGUCGCAACAACAACAACUUCAGCAGCAUCAACAUGCCAGCUCGCCAAAUCCAAUUCUUACAGGUCUCUUACUGAAGGAGCCUCUCCAGGGAGCGUCUAAUAUCAUGGAGUUGCCAUAUUCAACUAACAGCUUAAACGGAAAUGUUUUAACAGAAUCUGACGGGGCCUUUUCAGACGUGCAUUUUUCCGAUUUGCCUGUCACCGCUUUUGCGCUGGAUCAGAACGCCGACGAAUUCCCACAAACCAGCACGAUCAUGGAUUUGGACGAGAAUAACAUCUACCAGAUCCCCGGUUCUUUACAGCCUGCAUUACAGAACGAUCCACCUCUGUGUACUCCUCCCAUUGUGGAGGACAGCGAAUUGUUGGAGUGGUCACAGCUUACUCCAUCAUUUGACCCAAGACAGAAUUUAACCAAGGUGUAG